Molecule: messenger RNA, 2169 nt
Organism: Notechis scutatus (mainland tiger snake)
Lineage: Eukaryota; Metazoa; Chordata; Lepidosauria; Squamata; Elapidae
Gene: GPR149
Product: G protein-coupled receptor 149
Biological process (GO): neuropeptide signaling pathway
Cellular component (GO): neuron projection; plasma membrane
Molecular function (GO): neuropeptide binding; G protein-coupled receptor activity
Source: RefSeq, a predicted model, not a curated record
AUGUCAGACACCUAUAAUAAUGUUUCAUUAAAUGGGACAAGCUCCCCAAACCAGGGAAUAAUGAAUAUACCCAAAGACCAAAAAUCUUUGAAUCUUUUUAUUUUUUGCUUGACUUUUGUCAUCACAUUCUUAACCCUGCUGGGUAGCAUCUAUUCAUUAGUUUCCCUGCUGAGAAUGCAGAACAAAAGUACAGUUUCAAUGCUUGCAACUUCUCUAAGUGUGGAUGAUCUGAUUAGUGUGGUACCAGCAACAAUUUUUAUGCUCAAGCCUUGGUUGAAUGAGAUGCUUCCCCAGACUGUGUGUACCACUUCAGCGCUACUAUACUUAUUUCAAGGCUUCUCCAGCAACUUGAUGGGGUCCCUUGUUGUUUCCUAUAACUUAUACAGCCUCAAUAAAAUGGGAGAGAGCCAAGGGGCCACCAAGAGGCCAGUGAGCAUGAUAUGGGCUGUUCUUACUAUCUGGAUUGUCUGCCUGCUGAUUUGUAUUUUGCCUUUAUGUGGCUGGGGCACCUAUGCUCCCACCUCCUGGGGAUGCUUUGCUGACUGUUCCAGUUCGUAUAUCUUGUUCCUCUUUAUAAUCUACUCAUUGUGUUUCUGUCUCUUAGUUAUACUCUCCAUUCCUCUUAUUUAUCAGUUGCUGUGUUCAGAUGAGCAACAGCACUUUUAUGAUGAUUAUCAUCAAAUCACUGGAGGCCAUUUUUCUUCUGGGAUACUUCCAUUUGAGAGCCACACAUCUUCUCUUCCUACAGAAGGCACUAUGAAUAAAACCCAGAAGCACUGUCAAAACUCUGACCCAGUUACCAGACAAAAUCCAGCUGACCGUUGUCAAUUGGACCACUGUAGCACACGAAAUGUGCCACCUAACAACCGGAACAUCACUGUCGAAAUUGCUCAGAAACGCUUCUCGCUAAUUCUUGCUCUGACCAAAGUCAUUCUUUGGCUCCCAAUGAUGAUACAAAUGGUUGUUCAAUACACUGUUGGGUUUCACAAUCUUUCCUUUGAGAUAUUCAGCUUCCUGCUAACUUUGCUAGCUGUCACUGUCACUCCGAUGUUUGUCUUGUCAGAGCGCUGGAGUCACCUGCCUUGUGGCUGCAUUAUCAAUUGUAGAAAGAGCAUCUAUACAGUGUCAUCAGAGGAAAACAAAGCCAAAAGAAGAGACUUUGAGUUCAAUUUGUCCUUUCAACAAGGUUAUGGAAUCUAUAAGAUAUCCCAGGACAAUCGCCACAGUGAUGAUAGCAAUUCAAUAUCCUACCACAGCUUGCUCAAUUGCGAUUGUGAGAACACAAAAGGAACUCAAAAAGAAAGUAGCAAAAUGGAGUUCAGCACCAUUUCCAUAGUGGACAGUUCCACAUGUAAAAAUGUCGCUGGUUGCAACAACAUUGACAGCAUAGAUACCAGGAAAGACUUAAGCAAGGAUAAAUUCAUAGACUGCCUAAUGUCUGACAAAAUGUCAUAUAAAAAAGAAGAGGUCCGGAAUAUUGAAAAAGGACCUUUUUUUGAAGGACCAGAAAGAAGGUUGUCUCAUGAGGAAGGCCGGAAACCAGAACUCUCUGACUGGGAGUGGUGCAGAAGUAAGUCCGAAAGGACCCCUCGACAGCGUUCAGGUGGUGCCUUAGCUAUUCCUCUGUGUGCAUUUCAAGGAACAGUGUCUCUCCAAGCUCCCACAGGAAAAACCCUCUCUUUAUCUACAUAUGAGGUAAGCACAGAAGGACAAAAAAUCACUCCCACAUCCAAGAAAAUCGAAGUGUAUCGCUCCAAGAGUGUGGGCCAUGAGCCAAAUCCUGAGGAUUCUCCAACCACAUUUACUGACACCAAUGUGAAGAUUCACUUAGAGGUACUUGAAAUUUGUGACAAUGAAGAAGCCAUGGACACUGUUUCCAUCAUUAGUAAUAUUAGCCAAUCCUCUGCCCAGGUCCGCUCUCCAUCCUUACGUUAUUCUCGGAAAGAAAAUAGAUUUGUCUCAUGUGAUUUAGGAGAAACAGCAUCUUAUUCACUCUUCAUACCAUCAAGCAAUCCCAACAGUGAUCUGAACAUAUCCAUUCCUGACACUGUCGAAGCUCACAGGCAGAACAGUAAAAAACAGCACUUGGAAAAAGAGGGUUAUCAAGAAGAAAUACAAAUGUUAAACAAAGCAUACAGGAAAAGAGAAGAAGAUGGACUUGGCAACUAA